This is a messenger RNA of Drosophila persimilis, 650 nucleotides long. Its product is annotated as cofilin/actin-depolymerizing factor homolog. Gene Ontology annotation, molecular function: actin filament binding. Bases 44 to 505 code for a protein of 153 amino acids. The transcript has 2 exons. Lineage: Eukaryota; Metazoa; Arthropoda; Insecta; Diptera; Drosophilidae. The record is from RefSeq and is a predicted model, not a curated record. Gene Ontology annotation, cellular component: actin cortical patch; cytoplasm; actin cytoskeleton. Gene Ontology annotation, biological process: actin filament fragmentation; actin filament severing; cell motility.
GAAAUAUAUUCUAAAUUGCUCACUCUCUCUCAGAACGCGUUCUAUGAUGGAGUCCGGAAUUCAAAUAACGCGGGAUUCUAAGCACGCCUUCGAAGAAAUCUGGAAGAAAAGAACGCAUCGCUAUGCUGUUUUUUCCGUCCAAGAGAACCGCGAGAUCAUUGUGGAUGCCCUGGGAAAACGCGAUGCCAGCUACGAUGACUUCUUGGCUGACCUUCAGGGCGAACAGGACGAAGAUGGAGCAUGUCAGUGCCGCUUCGCGAUCUACGACUUCGAAUACGAACAUCACUUCAAGCCCAUGGACUCAUCAACCUCCAAGCUGAAGCUCAUUCUUGUCCUCUGGUGUCCGGAGCAGGCCAGAAUCAGGGAUAAGAUGAUCUACUCCAGUUCGAUGUGUUCCAUUAUUCGGACCUUUAUUGGCGUCCAAAAGUACAUCCAGGCCAACAACCUGGACGAUAUCAGUCGUGAAGCUGUCGAGAUGCAGCUGCGCGCCAUGGAUAGGGAUUAGGGGUUGGGGACUAGGGAUUAGGGAUGGACAUCCAUCAACACUGAACGAGGCGCCACCGAUACCAACGACACCAACGCUACGCCACACAAUGGGGAGAUGGGCAAAUAAAUUAACAAUUGGAUAUAUAAAUUCCUACAGUUUCAAA